Eublepharis macularius is the source of this 2226-nucleotide messenger RNA. RefSeq names its product serine protease 8 (gene PRSS8). Gene Ontology annotation, molecular function: serine-type endopeptidase activity. Gene Ontology annotation, biological process: proteolysis. The transcript is spliced from 6 exons. The coding region runs from base 119 to 1189 and encodes 356 amino acids. Lineage: Eukaryota; Metazoa; Chordata; Lepidosauria; Squamata; Eublepharidae. The record is from RefSeq and is a predicted model, not a curated record.
AGAAAGGCAGGGCCAGGCGGGCGGCUUCAUUCCCCAGUCCACCUGCCCGCGGGACUGACUCGCUGGCGCAGCUCUGCUCUCUCCCACCGGCUCUUGGACUUGGACGCGGCCCGAGGAGAUGGCGGGGCUGCUGGCACCUCGGGGGCUGCUGCUGGGCCUCUUGCUGGCCUGUGUCGUAGAAGAGACCAGAAAUCAAAAUGUGUUAUGUGGGGUGCCUGCCCUGGGGCGGAUCGUGGGUGGUACAGACGCCCAAAGUGGACAGUGGCCCUGGCAGAUCGGCCUUCAAAUCCACGGUCGGCAUCAUGUCUGUGGAGGGUCCCUCAUCACCCCGCAGUGGUUGAUCACGGCUGCACAUUGCUUUCCCCACGUAAACCCAUACGACAUUUACGAUGUGACCUUGGGCGCCUUCCAGCUCCAAAAUCCUACACAGAACACAGUAGUGAGGAGGGUGGCGGCAGUCAUCAAACAUCCCCACUACACGGAGGAUGAAGGAUCUAAAGGGGACAUUGCGCUGGUGAAACUUAAUGAGCCGGUCACUUACAGCCGCACCGUCCGGCCAAUCUGUCUUCCGGCGUCUUCUGUCAACUUCCCCGUCGGCAUGAAGUGCACCGUCACUGGCUGGGGCAACGUGCUCACAUCUACCAGCCUUCCCUCACCCAAGACCCUGCAGCAGCUCGACGUGCCCAUCAUGGGGACGGACACCUGCCGCUGCCUGUACAGCUUGAAUCCUGACCCUGAGGACCCCCACAUCAUCCACAAUGACAUGAUGUGCGCUGGCCAUGCCGAGGGCAAGAAGGAUGCCUGUCAGGGUGACUCCGGAGGACCUCUGUCCUGCCGCAUAGGCAAUGUCUGGUUGCUGGCCGGGGUUGUAAGCUGGGGAGAUGCAUGCGGGGCCUCCAACAGACCUGGUGUAUAUAUCCGUACCUCGAACUACGCUGCCUGGAUUAAAGAGAAUAUUCCAGAGGUGGAGUUCAGCCAAGCGACUGCCGAUAUGGAGCCAGUGUCCGAGGAGGGCGUGUGCUCCAAUACUACUACUAGCCGGCCGGGCCGUUAUGAUGAUAUCCAGCCUCCGCCAGGGUGGUCCCGUCCCAUCACCCCUAAACCGCCUUCCUCAAACAGCACCGCCUACCGGGCUAGCCUUCCCUUUCUCCUUCUUUUUCUCCUUCCGAUCUUCUGGUACUUCCUAUAAAUUGCACUUCAGUUCUGGUCAGUAACCCACAUGUGCCAAAUGAUUGUAUAGGGAAGAGGGUCCCCCUUCUUUACCACCACCACCUAUACUCGAUAGGAUGGUUGUGCUAUUUCAGUCAGUCAGAUAUCAAAUUUUGGCUUUGUGUUCUGAAAGCAUGUAAUGAUGUUGAGAAUAGACUGUGACAGCCUUGUUGCUUAAGUACACGCUAUGAGAUUCAGUUCAAUGCCUGCCUUGGGUCAGUGCCAUGGUCUAGCAUAGGCUGAGGUCAACUUGAUUCAUGCCUGACUUCAGUUGCCAAGCUCGGUUCUAGCUUAUUCAUACCAACCCAGUGCCUUUUUUAAAAAAAAGUAUUUUGGCUUGAUGCAACAAUGUAGGCCAAAAACGGGAGCCUCUCUGCAACCUCACAGUGGAGAACAGACUCCCACUAAACCAGGUAGGAAAUUCAAUCUAAUUUCCUCCUUGCGGCAAUUCUCAUCCCUUCCCAAUCCAAUUGUGUGAUUUUGCUGCUUGGCAUCCUGUGCCAGUCUUCACAUCUCCUGCCAGCUGCUUUCUUAUGUAAAUCCUUUCUCCUCGAUCAGCUUUGCAAUGGACGUUCCCCAUCAGUUCCCUUCGUGUUUCCCACCAGCCUUCCUGGCUUGCAAAGUCAGGCUGUUCUCCUUUCGCUGCUAGCCGUGGCUCUUUGUGGAAAUUAUUUCAUCUACCUCCUAAACCUUCCCAGAGUCUCUUGCUAGUGCUUUCCACUUCCAUCAGUGUCCACGCAGUUUCUUCCAUCGCAUGUCUGCCUGACCUCACUGUAGGGCAAGAGCUGGGCCUUCCCCUCCAAACUCUGUAAUCUUCUUUGGUUCAUUCAGAUUGCCUCGACAACCCUCCCCCCCCCCCGCAACAUCUCAUACGCCAGCCUAAUGUGAUCUAAAUUCACCUCCUCCCUGUGCCCCCUUUUCUAGGGUGACUCCGGGGGACCCCUCUCUUGUCAUGUAAACGGUACCUGGCUACUGGCUGGGGUAGUAAGCUGGGGGGAUUCGUGUGGGCAGCCCAAC